Molecule: messenger RNA, 2531 nt
Organism: Chionomys nivalis (European snow vole)
Lineage: Eukaryota; Metazoa; Chordata; Mammalia; Rodentia; Cricetidae
Gene: Fst
Product: follistatin
Exons: 6
Coding region: 387-1418 (343 amino acids)
Biological process (GO): cell differentiation; negative regulation of activin receptor signaling pathway; regulation of BMP signaling pathway
Molecular function (GO): activin binding; protein binding
Source: RefSeq, a predicted model, not a curated record
ACUCGGCGAUUCCCCUCCUGCCUCUUUGAUUUCGGGCACCUCCGACAGAUAAUUGGGAAGGGUUUCCAGAAGGUGGGAAAUGUCACCUGAUUCACACUGAACUUUUAAAAGCUCCCCACCCCCAAAGAGUCGGCACACCCUCGGUCGCAGCCGCCCUCCCACAGCCCCACACACUGGGAGACCGCCCACCUCAAACCUUAAGACCCCCGUCUAGAUUUAAAGCGCGGCUGCGCCCGGCUUCUGACGUCCAUUGAAUCGCGCGGGCGGCCGGUGGCGAGCGCGGGGCUGCGCCAGGAUCGCUGCGCCCUCCGCCGCUCGCCUCUGCGACGCGCGCCGCUCGCCCAAGCCACCCGCCGCCGCGCUCCUCGCCCUGCGCCUGCCCCAGGAUGGUCUGCGCCAGGCACCAGCCCGGCGGGCUCUGCCUCCUGCUGCUGCUACUCUGCCAGUUCAUGGAGGACCGCAGCGCCCAGGCUGGGAAUUGCUGGCUCCGCCAAGCAAAGAACGGCCGCUGCCAGGUCCUGUAUAAGACAGAACUGAGCAAAGAAGAGUGCUGCAGUACCGGCCGUCUGAGCACCUCGUGGACCGAGGAGGAUGUGAACGACAAUACUCUCUUUAAGUGGAUGAUCUUCAACGGGGGCGCCCCCAACUGCAUCCCCUGUAAAGAAACGUGUGAGAAUGUGGAUUGCGGACCUGGAAAAAAAUGCCGCAUGAACAAGAAGAAUAAACCCCGCUGCGUCUGUGCCCCGGACUGUUCCAACAUUACCUGGAAGGGUCCAGUGUGUGGGCUGGAUGGGAAAACGUACCGCAACGAAUGUGCACUCCUCAAGGCCAGAUGUAAAGAGCAGCCGGAACUGGAAGUUCAAUAUCAGGGCAAAUGCAAAAAGACUUGCAGGGAUGUUUUCUGUCCGGGCAGCUCCACCUGUGUGGUAGACCAGACCAAUAAUGCCUACUGUGUGACCUGUAAUCGGAUUUGCCCAGAGCCCUCCUCCUCUGAGCAGUACCUGUGUGGGAACGAUGGAGUGACUUACUCUAGCGCCUGCCACCUGAGAAAGGCCACCUGUCUGCUGGGCAGAUCGAUUGGAUUAGCCUAUGAGGGAAAAUGUAUCACAAAGUCCUGUGAAGACAUCCAGUGUGGCAGUGGGAAAAAAUGCCUGUGGGAUUUCAAGGUUGGCCGAGGCCGUUGCUCUCUCUGUGAUGAGCUCUGCCCUGAGAAUAAGUCGGAUGAGCCAGUCUGCGCCAGUGACAAUGCCACUUACGCCAGUGAGUGCGCCAUGAAAGAAGCCGCCUGCUCCUCCGGUGUGUUGCUCGAGGUGAAACACUCUGGAUCUUGCAACUCCAUCUCGGAAGAUACGGAGGAAGAGGAGGAGGAGGAAGACCAGGACUACAGCUUUCCUAUCUCUUCCAUUCUAGAGUGGUAAACGCUCCACCAGUGUUCAGGGUUGACAUAGCCUUUGGGCAAAACAGAACACAACAAGAGAAAGGGGGGGAAAAGGAAAAAAAAAAGAUAGAUAAGAAAAUAAGAAAAAAUAUAUUGUGCAUAAUGUAAAUAAGUGUAUGCUUAUUUAUUUGGGGGGGAAACUAUACAUGAAAGGACCUUUGUCCUAAAGCUCUCUCCCGGGCCACAUUGUUACUCACUGGGCAUGGAGAGAUUGUCAUUUUGUGGUCUACUGGAUGAGGCCUCUAGUUGAGACUUGUAGACGUUUAUUUAUACUGUGUCAUGUUUUAUAAUUUAUACAUAAAAUGUCUGGUUGACUGUACACCUUGUUUUUGAAGAAAUUUAUUCGUGAAAGGAAGAGCAGUUGUUAUUUAUUGUGAGGUCUCUUGCUUGUAAAGUAAAGCCGUUCUCCCCUCCCUCGUAAACCAUUGAAGUCCAUUCCUAAUGACCUACUCACUCAUCUGUCUCCCUCCAUUUCACUGCUGUUAGAUUCUUUCCCACCUCUUAACAAAUUUGCAUGUCAGUUUCUGUCAUGUUUAUUUAUUGGAUUCUCAGCUGCCUAUUCUGUACAUACCUGACCCUUCGGGUUCUGUUUACAAGGAAUCUUGACUGACCAAAAGGCACCGUAACUCUGCCUCAGAUACAAGGUACAGAGGAUAUACGUCUCGGAAAGAACGUCUGCUUCCGUGCCCUUGUUCUGGUGAAAACAUUGUGAGAGAGGAUGAGAGGCUUUAAGAGUCGAGAAAUGUACUUUUAUGAUGUUGCAGAUCCAAAGACAUAGUGACGUGGGGUGUCAGGAGACGAAAGGAAGGUGAUCGUUACCCUUCCAACCUGUCAUUCACUGUUUCCUUUGAGGUAGUCGGCUGUACCUUCUCAAUUAGUUCUUUUUCAACCAAUGUGUCACUAAAAGUUCCAUCAAAGCUUUAUCAGUUCAAGUUUCUUGCUUUUCAUAAUACUUUUUUCUGAUGCAAUUUUAUAUUUUCAAACAUGGCAAGUUAAAUAUAAAUUCAUUUAAAUAUAUAGUUUUGUACUUUUCUACCAUGUAAAUGUGCAAUGUAUAUAAAAGUUAUAAUGUGUAUUUGUAAAUAAAUGAUGA